AGACCAGUCGCAUGAUGUCUGCCCGCCGGUUCGGUGUAUGACGCUCGGCGCAUUGAAUAACCUAAAAACGCUCUGUUGUUACUCCGUCCUCUUUAAUUAUUGUACUUUUUUAAUAACCAUUUAUUUAUUUUAUCAAUUAUUUGGUAAUAGAUUUUAAAAGUGUACCUUCAAACAGUGAAUAUUGUGCUUGUGUGCGGAUACGCACUAGCCGUAUCUUUGCUUGUGGCGUUUAUCGAUUUUCUACAAUGAGUAUUACGUUUUGUUUACUUUUUUAUUUCAUGUGAUUAUUUACAAUCAUGUUUGGUGUUAAGUAUUCGGUGUUUGUGUGGUAGCGUGAGAUAUUCAAUUAUGUGCGAGGGUCCGCGCAAGAGUUCGUGUUUUGGAUGACAAAAACAUGGAAUACGAGAACGAUUUCAGCUUGAAAGAAUGGGCGAAGGACAAACCUUUGUCCAUUCUGCAGCUGGAUCCGGCAGACCGUGCAGUUUUAAGGAUAGCAGAUGAACGAGAUGCAAUACAGAAGAAGACGUUUACGAAAUGGGUUAACAAACACCUAAAAAAGGUCAACCGGCACGUGAACGAUCUGUUCGAAGACCUGCGCGAUGGACUCAACCUCAUUUCGCUGCUGGAGGUGCUUUCUGGCGAACAUCUCCCGCGCGAACGAGGCCGAAUGCGUUUCCACAUGCUGCAAAAUGUCCAAAUGGCGUUGGACUUUCUCCGCUAUAAGAAGAUCAAGCUGGUCAACAUCAGAGCCGAAGACAUCGUCGAUGGAAACCCGAAACUCACGCUUGGACUCAUUUGGACCAUCAUUCUACACUUCCAGAUAUCCGACAUCGUAGUGGGCCAAGAACCGAAUGUAACUGCUCGAGAAGCCCUGCUAUCAUGGGCACGGCGGUCCACUGCCAAGUACCCCGGCGUCCGUGUGUCAGACUUCACGUCGUCAUGGCGAGACGGCAUGGCCUUCAACGCGCUCAUUCAUAGGAACCGUCCUGACCUGGUAGACUGGCGUAAUAUCAGGUCAAGACAAGUCCGCGAGCGCUUGGAGACGGCAUUCCACGUGGUCGAGAAGGAGUAUGGAGUCACCAGGCUUUUGGAUCCUGAAGAUGUGGACACCCACGAACCGGACGAGAAGUCCCUCAUCACCUAUAUCUCGUCUCUAUACGAGACUUUCCCCGAGCCGCCGGCAGUGCACCCGCUGUUCGACGCAGAGUCCCAAAGGCGUGCCGCAGCGUAUACGGAGCAGGCGGCACAACAUCGCGCUUGGCUUCACGAAAAAUGCGCGCUCAUGCAGGACCGUGCUUUCCCGUCAACUUUGAUCGAGAUGAAGAAGCUGCUGAGCGAGAGCACUCGAUUCCGCAACGAGGAGGUGCCGCUGCGCCAGCGCGAGAAGCAAAAGCUCUUCCACCAAUACAGGGAACUAGAGAAAUAUUUCGAAACAGUAGGAGAGUGCGACAUCGAGCCAACUUUACGACCAGAAGCACUUGAACAAGCUUGGUCCAGACUACUCAUGGCCCAUCAAGAACGAGAGCGUGAUCUUACUGAUGAGAUCCGUCGUCUGGAAAGAUUACAGCGACUCGCUGAGAAACUCCACAGGGAUAUAAAACAGACAGAAUCGGGUCUCGACAACGUCGAACGACACAUCGAAACCGAGAUCCGUCGUGUCGAACGCGGCGUACACCCGGCCGAUGCCAAGAUGGCCGCCGAACAGAUCGAACAGGAGCUGAGGAGUAUGGAGCAUACUAUUCAGGAGAUGUUCCAGGAUGCCCUUGCGCUAAGGGAGGGACGGUAUCCGCAGGCCAACGAAUUGCAUAGACGAGUACAACAAAUCCAUGACCGCUGGUUGAACGCGCGUCAGGCCUUCACUGGCCGUCUUCUCCCUCGUCUGUCUUCCGUCCGCAUGCCAGUGCAGCAGACCACGGUCCGGCGAGAGACCCGCACCGUGCUCGAGACCAGAGUCCAUGACGCUGAUCCCAAGUUCCAGCAGCUAACUGAAGCUAUCAGGUGGUGCAAGGAGAAGCUGAAAAAGCUGCAUGAAUCAGAAUAUGGGUCGGACCUGCCGUCCGUGCUGCACGAGCUCGACAAACACCAGAGGGAGCACAAGCAGAUCGAUCAAUUCCAUUCUAAGGUGGAACAAUGUGUGCACCAUCGAGCCAACUUCAGCGGUGAAGAACUCAACUUGUAUAAUCAACAUUUGAGUCAACUUCAGAAGACAUAUGCUGAACUACUAUCCACUAGCACUAAACGCAUAUCAGACCUAGAUGCCCUCCAAGAUUUCCUCCAAUCAGCGACGGCCGAGUUAAAUUGGCUAAACGAGAAAGAGCAAGUCGAACUGUCCCGAGACUGGGCCGACCCACACAUCAAUCUACCUGCUGUACAACAUUACUAUGAGCAACUGAUGUCAUCUCUGGAGAAACGGGAAUUGCAGUUCAGCAAUGUGAUCGACCGCGGGGAAUCGCUCAUCGCGCAGCAUCACCCUGCUACCAAGACCAUCGAAUCCCACCUACAGGUGAUGCAAUCGCAAUGGGCGUGGGUAUUGCAGCUAACGCUUUGCCUGGAGACCCACCUGAAGCACACCACGCAGUAUCAUAACUUCUUUGAAGAAGUCAAGGAGGCAGAGAAAUGGAUACAGAAACGCGAGGAAGCCCUGAACACGACGUUCUCCCAAUCGGAGUUCACGCUCGACCAAGGCGAGCGACUCCUCAAGGGCAUGCAAGAUCUUCGCGAAGAGCUCAACGCUCACGGCAACAACGUGUCGAGGAUCGUGGAGGAGGCCCAGGAGAUCAGACCGGUCAAGCAGAGAAGGUCGCCUGUUACGCGACCGUUAAGGGCCGAGACUGUUUGUGCCUACAAACAUGCUAAUAUACAAAUAGAAAAGGGUUCAGCUGUAACAGUUGUGGACAAUUCCGGACGCAGUCGCUGGCGCGUGCGUCUUGGUGGGGCUGGUACCGAGGUCCAACUGCCCGGAGCAGUGGUUGCCUUACCGCCGCCAUGCCAGGAGGCGAUUGACGCGGCCUCCCGACUGCGCAACGCGUAUGACAGGGUGAUCCAACUGUGGCAGAGGAAACAGCUGCGCAUGCGUCAGAAUAUGAUAUUCGCAACGAUCAAGGUUGUGAAAGGGUGGGAUUUCCCGCAGUCGUAA
This is a messenger RNA of Hyposmocoma kahamanoa, 3136 nucleotides long. Its product is annotated as plectin-like. Gene Ontology annotation, cellular component: cytoplasm; intermediate filament; membrane. The record is from RefSeq and is a predicted model, not a curated record. Gene Ontology annotation, biological process: wound healing; intermediate filament cytoskeleton organization. The transcript has 20 exons. The coding region runs from base 395 to 3136 and encodes 913 amino acids. Lineage: Eukaryota; Metazoa; Arthropoda; Insecta; Lepidoptera; Cosmopterigidae. Gene Ontology annotation, molecular function: structural molecule activity; protein binding.